Molecule: messenger RNA, 2572 nt
Organism: Copidosoma floridanum
Lineage: Eukaryota; Metazoa; Arthropoda; Insecta; Hymenoptera; Encyrtidae
Gene: Rgl
Product: Ral guanine nucleotide dissociation stimulator-like
Biological process (GO): Ras protein signal transduction
Cellular component (GO): plasma membrane
Molecular function (GO): guanyl-nucleotide exchange factor activity
Source: RefSeq, a predicted model, not a curated record
GUGGCGGGCGCGGUGGAUGCUGUGGCCCGUGCUCGGGGAUGAGGGGCUGAGGCCCUCGUCGCCACAGCCAGUGUCAGCCGCUCGUUGUUCGUCGGGAGGCGGUGGAGUGGUGGCCGCCCUUGCCAGGGUCGCGUCCUGCAAGCCUAGUAACAAGCUGGCGCCCCUGCUGUUUUGUGCGCCUUGCAAGCCGAGCUCCCAAGGCAAGAAUCGGGCCACCGCGCGGUGGUACGUCAAGCAGCCCACGUGGCGUCUUUGGGGCGAGGAAAAAGGUGACGGCGUCAUCUAUACAGUCUAUCUAAAGAAAGUAUGCUAUCACAGGCCUACGCGAAGUAUUUCUACUUCGGACUCGGACGACGAGAUUUCGCACCUAGAAUGGGAGACGGUGCGGGUGCGCUUCCUAAAAGCCGGUACAGUGCAGCGGCUCGUCGAGAGCCUAGCAAACGACGACGGCGAACUGGAAUCGACUUACAUAAACGUCUUUUUGGCAACUUACCGAGCAUUCACGACGCCCCACGAGGUCCUAGAUCUUUUGCUUGCCCGCUACGAUUCGCUCGACGAGGUGAGCAACACCCAACACCGCAAGACUCUUGUCCAAGCGUUGCAUGUCUGGCUGGACGCCUAUCCAGGUGACUGGCGCUCACCCCCCGGCCAUCCCUUACUCACGCAGCUCCUUGACUUUGCCCAUCGGAGACUGCCUGGCUCUGAACUCGAGCUCAAGGCUCGGAAUCGCCUGCUCAGGUUCUCGUCCGUCCAGCGUGAUGACCAAAUUGACAACGCGUACCCGAUCUACGACAGCAACGGGCGUUUCGGGCCGUUGCACGACUCGUUUAACGACAACAUCUGGUCGAACUACGCGUUACCGGAGGUGCCGCACCGUCACUUUGCGGAGCAGCUUACUCGCAUGGACGCCGAGGUAUUUAAGAAGCUCGUGGCCCACCAGUGCCUGGGCGCAGUCUGGUCGCGGCGCAGCGACCGCUCGCGCAGCCACGAAGCCUCUACGGUCCUCGCGACGGUGAAUCAGUUCAACGCGGUCUCGCUGCGCGUCAUCUCGACGAGCCUGCUACCGGAGGACGGCACCAAGACGCAGGACCGCGCCCGAGUGAUCGAGACCUGGAUCGACAUAGCUCAGGAGCUGAGGGUGCUCAAAAACUUCAGUAGCCUCAAGGCCAUAGUCUCGGGCUUGCAGAGCAAUCCCAUCUACAGACUCGAAAAGACCUGGCAGUGCAUACCCCGGGAGAAGCACGAGGUCUUCCGCGAGCUCGAGCGGAUCUUCUCCGAAGAAAAUAACGCCUGGACCCAGCGUGAGCUCCUCAUGAAGGAGGGCACGGCCAAAUUCGCCGACACGGCUGGAAGGAGCGACAGGCACCUACAGAAGAUCCUACAGAAGCAGAACACCAGUGCAGGGAAUAUCAGCUACGGAACGAUACCGUACCUGGGCACCUUCCUGACCGAUCUGACAAUGAUCGACACCGCGAUCCCGGAUACGAUAGCCGAUGGGCUGAUAAACUUCGACAAGCGUCGCAAAGAGUUCGAAGUGCUCGCCCGCAUCAGGCUGCUCCAGGGAGCUGCGAACGCCUACAACUUUAGCGCUGACCCGCUCUUUGAGCGCUGGUUCCACUUGAUCGAGGUGUUGGACGAUCGCGAGGCCUACCGGCUGAGCUGCCGGAUCGAGCCACCCCCGGCCGGCACUGCUAGUAACAAUCGCCUCCAGGCAGUCCCGGUAGUGAAGAAGAAGCAGCACAAUCACCACCACCACCACCACCAUCACAACCACAAUCACUCGGGUCAUCGAAAGAACGACUCGAUCGCCUCGACCUCCAGCUCGAGUAGCUCUCAGUUUUACUGCGAUUUGGACUCGUUGCCGAGCUCACCGCACAACUCGCUCGACAGGCGGACGUCACCCUCGCAGAUGUCCUCCUCGUCCUCCUCGUCUUCACUGCCCUCCCUGGACAUCUCGUUGAGCUCCGGUGGUGGCGGCGUCACAAACGGAUUGAAUGGUAGCCAACAGAGCCGCUCCAACACCUCGCAAGUCUCAAAUUCCAACGGCAUCGGUGCCAACGGCGGACCAUCGAGUCCCGGGCACUCGCACGUGAGCUCUCCGGACUUUUACAUCAUCAAGGUGACCAUGGAAAGCGACAGCCGCGAGACCGAGGGCGUUGUUCUCUACAAGUCGAUCAUGCUCUCGAACAACGAGCGCACGCCCCAGGUCAUACGCAAUGCCAUGCUCAAACUCGACAUCGAGGGCAAUCCCGACCAGUUCACGCUGGCUCAGGUGCUACCCGACCGCGAGAUGGUACUGCCGAGCUCGGCCAACGUCUAUUACGCCGUCAAUACGGCCCACAAUCUCAAUUUUAUUCUCAGACCGAAAAAGACCUGAGACGCCGGGCCCAAAAGUUUUUGUAUUUCAUUUUUGAUACGUUGUACGGUAGCGUGGUACAAUCAAACUUACAUUGCCGGUUAAUUUUGCGUUUUAUGUGUGCUGAUUACGAUCAUUAAACGUGAUUUUACGCUAAAUGAGCUUGGCUUAUGUGCUCUUGUCCACUGCAAUGAUUAAUAAUCAAGUUUAUUAGAA